AUGACAGCCGCAGAGCUGAAAGAAAGUGAGUACGAGUCCAACCAGAUCAGUACGGGUGGAAGCAAGCACUGGAGUGAACAAUGGAGUGGGGCUGUUGAGAUCUCCUCGUAUGUUCUCUUGGCUCUACUUUCUGGAGACGAGGUGACCAAAAAGGAUUUGGAAAUGAGUUCCAAUAUAAUCAGUUGGGACACAGUGGUGGCUGUUCACGCUCUUUUUAAAUAUGCGAGGGCCACAUACCAUGGGAAGAGGGAUGUGACUCUGACAGUGCACAGUGGGUUAAUAGGAUACCAGACCCGGUUCCACGUAGAUGACAGUAACAGACUCUUAUUACAGAGAGCUCCUCUGCCAGAUGAACUUGGGACGUACAUCAUAACAGCCACAGGGACUGGCUGUGUCUAUGUACAGGGGCAUUUGAAAUACCACACCCAUCCUGUUGAAUCCUUCCAACACUUUACCCUUAAAGUGACCACCAAGCCCGACCACUGUACAGCAGAGGCACAGAGAAGUUUUGAGAUCCACGUGACUGUCAGGUACUCGGGAAACCGCGCCACGACCAACAUGGGUAUCAUUGAUGUAUAUCACGUGUCAGGAUUUGCCCCAGUUGCCAGGAGCCUUAAAUUGCUACAUGAAACCAAAACGUUUUCCAUUGUCGUUAAGCAAGAGACGCCGGUAUCCAAUCUACAGCCGGCUAAUGUCAUCAUUUAUGACUACUACGACCCAAGAGAAAGAGCGGAGGCUGAAUACCAUGCCCCCUGUGCAGGUAACUGAUGCCCCUUGUGGUACCUCUUUGCUUUCGGGAGAAGGAAGGCGGCGGCCAAUUACGCACCUCUUACAAAGGGGAACUGACACUGAUAUCAUUUUUAAUCAAAAAAUUUUA
Messenger RNA from Xenopus tropicalis (tropical clawed frog), 877 nucleotides. RefSeq names its product pregnancy zone protein. Gene Ontology annotation, cellular component: extracellular region. The coding region runs from base 1 to 768 and encodes 255 amino acids. The record is from RefSeq and is a predicted model, not a curated record. Lineage: Eukaryota; Metazoa; Chordata; Amphibia; Anura; Pipidae. The transcript has 7 exons.